This is a messenger RNA of Eublepharis macularius, 3290 nucleotides long. RefSeq lists its product as uncharacterized. The coding region runs from base 569 to 3289 and encodes 906 amino acids. The transcript has 2 exons. Lineage: Eukaryota; Metazoa; Chordata; Lepidosauria; Squamata; Eublepharidae. The record is from RefSeq and is a predicted model, not a curated record.
CCCCUCCCCCGUUGUGCUUUUAUCAAGGGGAGGUUUGUGGUAGCUGUGGCAGUUGGGGGUUGGGGUUAUUCCCCCCCCCCGGCUUCGUUGGCUAGGUGGCUGCUUCAGCUUUAUCUCAGCGCUAUUGCAGCCUGCAGCUGGGGUGAGGAAUUUUGCCAGCCUUGCUUGUUUGGGCAUUGAAUUUGGGCAUUCUUAAACGCCAGCUAUAUAUAGGCUGCUUUGGCUUCUUCCAGAGCUAUUACUGGCUGCAGCUGGGGUGAGGAAUUGUGCCAGCCUCACUUGUUUGGGCAUUGAAUUUGGCUUUAUUAAACGCCAUCUAUAUAGACAUAGAUAUUUGGCCCAGGGGAAGCCCCCUGGUGGCCAUUUUACACGGCAUUCUGUUUGGUGUCCAUUUUGCCUGGCAAGCAGCAUAGCCCAGUCUAAUCUAAUUUGUCAGACCUCAGAAGCUAAGCGGGGCCAGCCCGGGUUAGUGCUUGGAGGGAGGCCGGGUUUCAUUGGCAGAGGAAGGGAAUAGUAGACCACCUCUGUUUAUCCUUGGGUACAGGUAUACGUAGGUUUUAGAGCCACGAUGCCUAAAGGAAAGGCCAAAGGCCCAUCUAAGGGCAAGCAGGCUGCCAAAAAGCCUGCUGCAAAGCGUGUGGUUCCAGCUUUGUCUUCCUCAGAUGAGGAGGAUGGGGGUGUGCCUAUUUCCCAGAUUUUGGCACGCAUUGCAGCGCUGGAGAAAGCCAGGAGCGUUCCUCCUGCAACAUCAGGGGGGACAGUACGUCAGAAAUCCAGUCGGCUAGCCACAAAGUCGGCUUUUCGACGCGAUAUACUCACACGUCUUUCUGCCCUUGAGGAGUCUGCAGGUGUGACGGCUGGCUCGUCGAGCGGUGAUGUCCAGGCGGCUGGUGAGGUUUUGGAGGUCCAAGAAGCCAGUGGUACUGAACAGGCCUGGGCGGAAGAAGGUGGGCCGCUUGCAUUGGCUGUGGAACCUCCAGUGGCUGAAUCCGCUGAAGAUACUGGUAAGAACACUUCCACACCACAGAAUUAUUCAUGGCCUUGGGGGCCUUGGCCUCAAGGAGUUCCCUCUACACUGCCUGGCCAUUCACAGGCACUUGGUUCUCAGGCUGGAUCCUCUCAGGCCUUGGCCACGGCCACUGUUCAUUCACCAUGGAGUCAGCCUAAUAAUUGGGGACAGUUUGGGGCCGCAGCACCUUCUGGCCAUGGACAGUCUUUAGGAUCUCAGGUUAAUUGGUAUGGGGGUGUCCCUCAUGGGGCUUCUGGGCAGCCUGCAGUAUGGCAGGCUUAUCCCCCGGGUGGUUGGAACCCUCAAAUUGGGACGGUGAGUUAUGGUAUGGUCCCCUUUAAUGCAUUGCCAUUUGGCGAUACGGCUCUUCCCUUGGGAGAUCAUUUAACUCAAGCCACUAGGGAGAAAAUCCUACGUGGUGAAUAUGUAGACAUCUUUACCCUUCUCUUUAGGGAACUAGAGAAGAAGGAUAAGGAAGAUUUAGAUGAGCGUGAUAAAGAAAAGCUGAAGCGUAGAAAGGUGGAUAGGAAUUGGCAUAAUUGGCUGCCUGGAAUGUUCAUUUAUGCGGGUGUCAUUGCUCGGGCGCAGCCCUGGCGGGCAGCUCCGCUUUUUCAAUAUAUGGAUAUUAUUUACAAGGGCUAUACGGAGUUCUCGGGCACAGCCUGGAUGCAAUAUGACGAGGAGUUCCGUAUGAGGGCGGCCCUCAACCCAGCUAUGCAGUGGGACCGCAUUCACCAGCAGCUGUGGCUGCAGGGUUUUGAGUUCGGUUUUCGAAUUCCGUUCCGUGGCAAUAGGGUCCCCUUCAUGUCCCCCAACUUGAAGUCUGUGGUGGGUAUGGAGGAAGUGGUACGGGCAAAAAUUGCCAAGGAAUGUGCGGAGGGCCGGGUGUUGGGCCCAUUUCCCUCCCCCCCAGUUCCUUGCUUGCGGGUUUCUCCGCUGGGUGUGGUGCCCAAAAAGGCAGCUGGUGAGUUCCGUCUGAUCCACCACCUGUCUUAUCCCAGAGGUAGCUCGGUUAACGAUGCCAUUCCAGAGCAUCUUUGUUCAGUGCGCUACACUUCAUUUGACCAGGCGGUCAAGGUGGUGCGGCGAUGUGGGGUAGGUGCGGAGAUGGCGAAGUGCGACAUUAAGUCGGCUUUUCGCCUUCUACCGGUUCACCCCGACGACUUCGAGCUCCUGGGAUUCUCCUUUGAGGGUCAGUUUUACAUGGAUAGGGCGCUCCCUAUGGGCUGCUCUAUUUCAUGUGCUUCGUUUGAGCGGUUUAGCUCGUUCCUUGAGUGGGCAUUGAAGCAUCGGUUGCGAUGCUUUGAUGCCUGUCAUUAUUUAGAUGAUUACCUUUUCGUGGGACCGGAGGGAUCAGGACAGUGUGCCCGUUUAUUAGCGGGCUUUAUUGCCCUAGCUGAGGAACUGGGGGUCCCCUUAGCCCAUGAAAAGACAGAGGGUCCAGUUACUGUUUUGACCUUUCUGGGCAUUGAGUUAGACACUAGGCAGCAAGCUUCCCGUUUGCCUAUGGAGAAACUACGGGACUUGCGUGCCCGUCUGGCAUCGUUCCAGGGGAAACGUAAAGUUUCUCUCUUGGAGCUUCAGCAACUAGUAGGGCAUUUGAAUUUUGCCUGUCGUGUGGUUGCUCCGGGAAGGGCAUUUCUUAGACGCCUGUGUGAGGCAAUGAGUAAGGCCAGUAAGCCUAAUCAUAGAAUACGUAUUACUAGAGACAUGCGGGCGGAUAUACAAGUCUGGGAGGACUUCUUGGGCUCGUUUAAUGGCGUCUCUUUUUGGAGAGAGGAUGUGCUGCUUGAAGCAGAGCUUCAGGUUACUUCAGAUGCAUCCGGGUCUACUGGUUUUGGUGUAUAUUUUCGUGGGCACUGGUGUGCGGAGCAGUGGCCUGCGGAGUGGGCAGGUCAGGGGCUCACCAGAGACCUGACAUUCCUUGAGUUCUUUCCCAUCCUUGUAGCGGUUUGUUUGUGGGGGAAGGACCUUGCGAACCACUCUGUGCACUUUUGGUGCGAUAAUAUGGCUGUGGUCCAAGUUGUUAACUCCCUUUCAUCCAAAUCACGCAGGGUAAUGAGGUUAGUCAGGGUUUUUACACUGCAGUGUUUGCGAUUGAAUAUACUGUUUAGAGCAAAGCACGUCCCAGGGGUGAGCAACUGCAUCGCGGACGCUUUGUCUCGCUUGCAGAUGGCGCGAUUUCGACAGCUUGCCCCCGAAGCCGAUUUGCAGCCGGCUCUGAUGCCGCAAUUUCUGUGGCAGAUUGGAGAGCAGAAGCGUGCAGGGCCAUUCGUUUAGC